Molecule: messenger RNA, 2232 nt
Organism: Zasmidium cellare ATCC 36951
Lineage: Eukaryota; Fungi; Ascomycota; Dothideomycetes; Mycosphaerellales; Mycosphaerellaceae
Exons: 1
Coding region: 1-2232 (743 amino acids)
Biological process (GO): L-tryptophan biosynthetic process
Source: RefSeq, a predicted model, not a curated record
AUGCAGCGACAAAGGAUUCUCUUCAUCGACGCUUACGACUCAUUCUCCAACUCCAUCAUCGCCCUACUGCGGGCUGAGCUGUCUGUCACCGUUGAAAGUAUCAGGAUCGAUGAUCCUCGCUUCGUCCUCAACGACGAAGCAUUCUUCACUUACCUCGAUGGAUUUCACGCUGUCGUUGCCGGUCCUGGACCUGGACACCCUGCGAAUGCCGAAGAUGUGGGGUUGAUAGGAAAGUUGUGGGACUUGCCUGAUGAGCAUGUACUUCCAGUACUGGGGAUUUGCCUUGGUUUUCAGAGUCUCUGCGCAGCUUUUGGCGGCCAUGUGGCGAGAUUGCGUGAACCGCGACACGGCAUCAUGGCCAUGGUGACGCACCGCAACAAGAGCGUCUUUUCUGGAGCUGGAAAAGUCAUCGCGACGCAGUACCAUUCUCUGCAUGUCCAACUGGAGAAAGGUGAAGGCGAAGUUUGGGAGCCAACUGAGCUUUGGAAACCAAGUGAAACGUGCCCUGAAUUGGUGCCGCUGGCUUGGGACUUGAUGAGCGUGAAGAAUGGUCCGAUCUUGAUGGGUGUGCAGCAUGCCAAGAAGCCAUUAUGGGGUGUCCAAUACCAUCCAGAGUCCAUCUGCACGAACAAGGAGGGCCAAAGACUGAUCUCACGGUGGUGGGAGGAGGUGAUGAAGUGGAGUUCGAUGCAAGGUCGAGUAUCUGGCACCGAGAUUGACAAUCGAAUCGACACGCCAACGGAAGAUGUGAAGAUAUCGCCUGCCAUGGAGGCCGCCGACUCCCCUAGGCGGAACGUUCUCUGGUCGACUGUUGAAGGUGUGAAAUUGCCGGAUGUGGCCGAUCUGGUGGAGGUGCUGAAAGAAGGCAUUGUGCCUGAAGAACCUCUCAUCCUGGAGUCUGGAUCACGCAAUGGAAAACCUGUCAAUCCUGAGACAGGUCGCUUCAGCAUCAUCGCCCUUCCAGAGGCUUCAUCGAUGCAUAUUCGGUAUUCCACGGCUCGACAUUCUCUGCAAAUGGUGGAGGGCGGUGUUGUAUCUGUUGAAAAGCAGGCUGAUGUUCGCCAAACCUUUUCCUUCAUCGACGACUGCAUGCGGAGUCGUAAAGCCUCCAAUGGGCCUGUUGGCUCACCGUUCUGGGGUGGCCUUGUUGGUUUCAUCUCUUAUGAAGCUGGGCUGGAGUCUAUAGACGUUCCGCCGUCUGUGGAUGGGUCGAAUCGCCCGGAUUUGUGGUUUGUCUUUGUAGAGAGGAGUGCUGUGCUGGAUCAUGUGGAUGGCGUAGUGUACGUCCAGUCUUUGAGAGGUGAUGAUGAGGAGUGGAUGGAGUCUGUCAAGUCCGCGAUUACGCGAUGUGGAGAGGAGGAAGGCAGUGGUGUGUCGAAGGUCAAGGUGUCGGCGGAGUUGGUGGAUGGCCCUGAGGUGGAGGAGUACUGUUCGAAGGUGCGCAGGUGCCAGGCCGAGUUGCGAGCUGGUGAAUCGUACGAGCUAUGCUUGACCGAUCAGUCGACUCUCAAGAUCCAAGCGGAUGCCUGGUCAAUCUACCGUCAGCUGCGCAGUCGCAAUCCAGCGCCUUUCGGAGCUUACCUUCGUCUGGAAGGUGGUUAUGGUGCUGGACUGUCUGUCGCUGGCAGCAGUCCUGAGCGGUUCCUGUCGUGGUCUCGAUCUGGGACGUGUCAGUUCAGACCUAUCAAAGGCACCGUCAAAAAGGGGCCUGGCAUCACGCGAGCAAAGGCAGAGGAGGUGUUGGGGUCCGCGAAGGAGCGCGCUGAGAAUCUGAUGAUCGUGGAUCUUAUUCGACACGAUCUGGCCGGUGUGCCUGGUGUCGAUGCGGUUCGCGUGCCGAAGCUGAUGACCGUGGAGGAGUACGAGACCGUCUUCCAGCUCACGUCCGUCAUCGAGGGUGAUGUGCAAGCCCCUGCUUCGCCCAUAGCCGCUCUUGCUGCUUCUCUGCCGCCUGGCUCGAUGACUGGCGCGCCAAAGAAGCGCUCGUGUGAGAUCUUGAAGGAGAUCGAGGGUGGUAAGCCGCGUGGGCUGUACAGCGGUGUGGUCGGCUUCUUUGACGUGGGAGGUGGUGGUGACUUCUCGGUGGUGAUCCGCACCGCGUUCAAGUGGGAUGACGAUGGCGAUUCCUGGCGAGUCGGCGCUGGCGGCGCGAUCACGGCCUUGAGCGAGGCGGACGCGGAGUGGGAAGAGAUGGUGACGAAGCGGGAGAGUGUGCUGAAGUCGCUGUCGUAG